This is a messenger RNA of Drosophila ananassae, 1517 nucleotides long. It is a transcript of the gene Elba2, whose product is annotated as early boundary activity protein 2. Gene Ontology annotation, biological process: negative regulation of Notch signaling pathway; positive regulation of neuron differentiation. Bases 181 to 1323 code for a protein of 380 amino acids. Gene Ontology annotation, cellular component: nucleus. Gene Ontology annotation, molecular function: DNA binding; transcription corepressor activity. The transcript has a single exon. NCBI's taxonomy places the organism in Eukaryota, Metazoa, Arthropoda, Insecta, Diptera, Drosophilidae. The record is from RefSeq and is a predicted model, not a curated record.
GCUGCCAUCUGGCACAGGAAUUACCGUUAAUCCGAGCUCAUAAAAGAUCAUUCCAGAGAGGCUUCAACUAACGAAAAAAAAAUAUACAUAAGUACAUACAUUCGCAACUACAUUCGCGUAUCCAGCUGUCAAAAAUAACCCACCUUUUCACUACCUGUUGCUAAAUCCUCGACUUGAAAAAUGGCUGCCGGAUUUAAUUUCUACGAAAGUGAUUCUUUUAACCCAACAAAUAGCGAGACUCCUGAACUUUGCAUGUCAGUCGUCAGGAAAUCGGAGCCGCACACUUUUCACCCGCAGACUGCGAUUCAACCUACCGUGCAGUUUUCGCAUCCUUACCAUCAGUACUUAAGCCAAUUUGCGCCCAACUUUGUGCCCUACUACUAUCGCCUGCUAACGCGGCCCAUUGUCAAGCAGGAGGAGAUGGACAUCGAGAACUAUAUGAACUUCGAACUGGCCGCCCAGCAGACGGUGAUGCGCCAGCGGAGCUUUAAGCCCUUGGGACAGCUCCAAAUCCAGCCAUUGAUGCAACCACCGUUGGAAAGGAAUCCUGUUAAAAUUCAGCGUGCAAGAGAAGUCUCGCGAAAUUCUCCCCCUGUACCCCAAAGGCGCAUAAUUAACGCUCAAAUUGUGGCCAUAGCCACACCUUCAGGUGGCAUACAGGAAGUGAAGCCGUCAGUGAAACCUUUGCCUCCCGUGGAAGAGUCCGUCAAACAGCAAGUAGCCAAAAUCCAGAGGAGUCAGCAUCAUUACGAAGAACUCUUUGGGCGACUUACCUCCAUGUUGAGAACCUUAAAUCAGCGGUAUGAUAACGAUUACGAGGAGGUGCCCGCACCACCAUUAAAGAGGCCGCGUCACAUGUCCACCAGUUCUGCAGAAUCGCAACUCCAAGAUAACACCAAUGUCUCGGACGCAUCCUCUGACAGCGAAAGGCAAUACCCGCAUCGGGUACAAAGAGCUGACGGCAGCGCUUUUUACGUGCUAGGACCUAAUGGUACGCAAAUUACUGCAAACCAAUACGGUGAUGUUUUCUGGACGAAUGCACCGGUGGCCACCAGGUGUCUCUUGAGCGCUGUAUUCAGCAGUGAUGAGCUUGCUACGCACACGCUCACAGGAAAGCCUUCUCCAGCGUUUUAUGGUCGUGAAAGACCACCCAAGCUUCAAUUGGAUCAAGGAAAAGUGGAGGACAUUGUGCUAAGUGUAAAAAGUCGCACGGGUGGGAAGGAACGUAUAAUCCGGGCCACCAUUACAACCAAGUGCGCCGACACGGCUAAGAAAUACAAGCGACGUGCGAAAAAGGCCCAGAAAGUCAAGGAAGAAUACUAAGAAGCUGGAUAUAAUCCUGCUAGAUAAUCUAAGACAAAAUAAGUUAAAUGUUUUCCAGGAUCUCGACGACGUGCUAGAAAAAAGCGCUGAAACCUAAUGUAUUUUAAUACGGGCACGUAAUGUUUAUUUUCCAAUAAAAUGUAGUGGUUCAUUCACUGUGAAAACUGAAACUAAUAAAGCACUUUCGCACUAAA